AUGCAGAUCUAUAGCACUCUCACGCAACCUAUUCUCAUUAUGGUUCUCAAAUAUGGUCAUAAGGAUCAGGAUGUUUGGAAAACUCUUGAUGAUCUCUUUCGAGAGAAGAAAGAUGCAAGGUCGAUUGAACUUGAGAAUGAACUUUGUUCCAUGGUUCAUAGUGAUCGAUCCAUUAUGGAGUUUUGUCAAAAGAUUCAUGUGAAGGUGGAUUUACUAGCCAAUAUUGGCUCUCGUGUUCCUGAGAAAACAUUGGUUGCUUAUCUUCUCAAUAUCUUGGAACCUAAGUUCAAUAACAUCGCCACUCUUAUAUGCCAUCGUAAACCUCUCUCGGUUUUCCUCCAAGUUCGCUCCAUGUUAGCUCUUGAGGAAUAA
Lactuca saligna is the source of this 372-nucleotide messenger RNA. The record is from the annotation of a GenBank genome assembly. Lineage: Eukaryota; Viridiplantae; Streptophyta; Magnoliopsida; Asterales; Asteraceae.